This is a messenger RNA of Colletotrichum orchidophilum, 2367 nucleotides long. RefSeq lists its product as uncharacterized. Gene Ontology annotation, molecular function: DNA-binding transcription factor activity, RNA polymerase II-specific; zinc ion binding. Bases 1 to 2367 code for a protein of 788 amino acids. The record is from RefSeq and is a predicted model, not a curated record. Gene Ontology annotation, biological process: regulation of DNA-templated transcription. NCBI's taxonomy places the organism in Eukaryota, Fungi, Ascomycota, Sordariomycetes, Glomerellales, Glomerellaceae. The transcript is spliced from 3 exons.
AUGGGCCGAAAACCAAACCCCGUGGUUGGGGAAUACUUCACGAGGGGUCCCAAACUCCCGGAUUCCAGCAACCGAUAUCCUCACACCUGCAAACUGUGUGGUGAAAACUUCCCCAAAGGCCGAGGUGAAGUCCUGCACAAGCACAUCACAGAGAAAUGUCCAGCCAUUACGCCUGAAGAACGCAUCAACGCCGCACUCGGUUUCGCCGGACUGCACUCCGGCUCGUCAGCCCCGCGAUCAAUGAAUCUCCCACUCAACCAGCUCGACGUUGCCGUUGCCGAGGUCGCACCCGAAGCACCUGAGAACUGGUCUGCGCUUCGAACCCUCGCAGAAGCCUCGCGGCAAGUCGGAGAGAAUGAGAUGGGUGCGCCUUCAGCAUUAGGUCGCGACCGAUCCGAGUCCGCUGCUCGACAACUCGGAAUCGGCUUUGAAGUCCAAGAGCAAUUCACCCUCGAGAACCCGCCGUGCAGUUAUGAGAAUCGGCCUGGUCGUGAGCGAAAGGAGUCCACCUCGAAUGACAGCACCAACCCUCUCAGUUUCCUCACAACGGAGGAGAAGAUGGAACACCUGCAGGCUGCCACUCAGCAUCCAAACGAUCCGCCUUUGGAUUCAUCGGAUCUUACGGUCGCAGCCGCAGCAACUGCCCGCCUCACCCAUUCCCUAAUGGACCCUCAGUUGGCUGCCGCUGAGCACAACGAUCUGCCUCAAGUCGUCAGUCCUGUGAUGGAAACAGACGAGGCACUCAAGGCAGAUGUCAUUGUCCCUGUCGAAACCCUUUCCGGACCGACUCUACCUCAGCAAUCUCAGCAACAACCUCAACAGCCCUGGGGUGAGAUGACUUACAUGACUACGAACCACAUCCCCACAGUGACCACUCACGUGGCCCCGAUCGUCCCUCCUCCCAACAGAGGCGGCACCAGGAUGCCAAUCGGCAACGGAACGCAGAGUGAGCACAAGCGCAAGGCGUACAACCCGCUCCGGCGCAAGGAGGUCCAGGCCGCUCGCAAAAAGGGUGCUUGCAUACGAUGCCGUAUUCUCCGCAAGACCUGCGGCACCAACGACCCCUGCGACCAAUGCCGAAAGAUCCAAGGCCCGCGUCACUGGACCUACCCUUGCGUUCGCACCCGUCUCAACCAAGAGCUCACCCUAUACUCGGCCGCUUUGAUAGUAGUCCUGGCGCAGACUAGGGUCAAGCAUGCCAGACAGAAGUACCAGUUGCUCUCCAACGGCACCUCCCUCGUUGUCUCGUUGUGGGAAGACAGCCCGAGCCUGACGCUCGCCGCCCUACUCACGCCUCGCCCGCAGCCUCCCGUCACCGAGGGGGAGACGGAGGAGCAGACGAGCGGAGACGUAAAGAGCGACUUCCGGGUUGUCAUGAUCGACCAGGACAAGGAGGACCUCCCUGCCCGUAUGGAGGAGUUUCUAAAGUUGAUUCUACCGACACUCAUUCAACGCGAACCCUCCCACUUUAUGCAGGUCGUCUUGGAAGCGGCGCAAAAGUUCCCCGACAACAAGACAACGGGCAAGAACUUGAAGCUUGCCAUUGAGCUCUGGGGUCUCAUUGAGAUUCUCGAUCGAGAGCGGGGCUGGUGCAUAUCCGAAGAGCGCCAAGGCGUCGUUGUACCCAUUGGCCCCGAAGAGUUCGCCGGCACCGACGACCAGGACAUUUACAACCUCAUCACCUUCCAACUGUCCGCCGCCACGGAGCGCAAGGCCAACAACGUCUCGAACAAGCUCAUCAGCGAGCUCCAGCGAUGCCUGGAAAACGGAAAGGCCAAGAUCAACUUUGACGUCUACCUCUCCAUCCUCAUCCUCCUCCACUGCCUCGAGAAGACCACCUGGACCUUCAAGGUAUGGGAGAUGGACGACUUUCGUCAGCGCUGGCCCCUCGACCGCCCUCCCACCAUGUACGUCAACCAGGGCCGGGACAUUGCCGACCUCUUGAAGAUGCUCCUCACUCUUCGAAAGUCCCACCCCAAGACCUUCCGAGCCCUCGACGGCCGGCUGAGCGUUGUCGACCUUGGCGAAUCGGACUUUGACAUGAUGGCGGAGUUCUUUCAGGCCUUGAACCUUGAGUACGACGACGUUGUACGCAAGCUUGAAAACUGCGCCUUCAGCCCCGAGACAUCACGCUCUCUGGAACUGCACUUUUGCAGCCAUGUCCUGCUCCCACCCAAGGAGGGCGACCACGGACACCAUCACGCCGUUACUGCAUCCAGCUCCGGGCACAGCACGCCUCCUCCUCCUCACCCUCAUGCUCCGCACCACCCCUCAACCGCUGUGGAUUCCCCUGUUCCCGACGCCACCAUGACGGGAGCCUCUCCCGACCCUACUCCUACAGAUUCGAUGCCGCCUGAUCUACCUUAG